CUGAUUUACAAGACCAAAAACCAAUCAUCUAGGACCACACCCACUAGUUUGAAGUCUACUACUGUGUGUGUUUUUCUAGCCACGGCCAUCCUCUGUCCCGGAGGCGGCGCACCAAUUGGAAGCUGUAGCAACGGCGGCUACUGUCCAACUGGAUAUUCAUGUUGUGUUGUCCGGCUAUGGCGCAGGUACCAAUUCCUGUACCAGUACCAGCACCAAGCAGACAAAUGCCAUGUCAUCGGGACGGGACCACCUAACUGUACUCAUGUUCCAGUGCCAUGUCCAACUGGAGUACCACCGGUAGGCGGUUGUAUCAACGGUGCUUGUGCCACUGGCUACAGCUGUAUCAAUAACCAAUGCUGUAUCUCACCCGUCACCAGGAAUCCUUUCGGAUACACUUGCCAGAAUGGUUUGUGCUGUCUGGGUACUGCUGGCUCAGCAGUCAGAUGUCUUGAUGGUUCGGAAGCCAUCGGUGCUUGCAUACCAUCGUGCACUGGCGGUAACUGUGGAAAUAUCCAAAUCAGCUACUAUUGCGGUACCGGAUACACCUGCACUACCGGAAACAUCUGUUGCCCAAUUUCAAGCUGUCCCAACGGUGGCGAUCCAAUCGGACCACCCGUCAACGGUCUCUGCCCUGAGGGUUAUACUCUACAAGGAAAUAUGUGCUGCAGUAUCGUGGGUGCUGGAGCCUGUCCUGACGGAAGCGCGGGAACUCCUCCGGUAAAUGGUAUCUGCCCUGCCGGUACCCAGUUGAUCAACAACGUGUGCUGUCCACUCGCUGCUGCUGCACAACUUGUGAAAGCACUCAUUGCGAGGAAGAAUGUGCCUUGGGAAAAGAAUUUGCGUUACUUUACAUGAGA
Cylicostephanus goldi is the source of this 857-nucleotide messenger RNA. The record is from the annotation of a GenBank genome assembly. NCBI's taxonomy places the organism in Eukaryota, Metazoa, Nematoda, Chromadorea, Rhabditida, Strongylidae.